ACACGUAAUUGGAUCCACUGCAAUCAGUUAGACAAGUAUAAGUUCUGUGUUAUGAGAUUGUAAUUGAAAUAGUACAAUAAUAGAUGGCCUUUUCACGCUAAAUCUUUAACUUGAGUCCAUCUGAUAAUUCUUUCAAAAUGGACAAGGGAAAAGGUACCGGACUCCCUCCAAAGAGUCAUUUCCUAGACAUUCAUGAAGUUGUUCCCGAAGAAGGCGAGGAGGGGGAAGAACAAGUAAUGAAAACUGCAGGAAAAAUGGAUAAACGGCCACCCAGAGUCCGAGAGAUAAGAAAGCAGCAGAGGAAAAUCAUCAGCAGGCAAGUUUCUCUGGAAACAGGCGUAUCGGUUAUGAAUAAACAGUCUCAAGCCAAAACCGGAAGGGGCGUGCUUCCUAGGAGUGGAAACAGCUUUGCAGGGUACGGUGAAGUUCAUAGAUUUGGAGCUCUGAACGAUGGACGAAGAGAAAACUUUAACAUGUUUAGAACGAAAUCUACACUUGGAAAACAAAACUCAUUGCUGCCUAUAAGGAAAGACAGCGGAAUUGAUCAUGUUAUGCAGAAUCUUGAUGGUCUUGAUGGAAGCAAUUACGAGUCUGUUAACAGAAGUGUUCCUGCUGGAAGAUACUUUGCAGCUUGUACUGGACCUGAACUCGAUCAAGUGAAGGACACCGAGGACAUUCUUCUUCCGAAAGAUGAGCUAUGGCCAUUCCUGCUCCGAUUCCCAAUUGGCUGCUACGGUAUCUGCUUGGGUCUCAGCAGCCAAGCAAUCCUCUGGCUUAGUCUCUCCCAGAGUCCAGCUACAGAGUUCCUCCAUGUUACACUUUACAUCAACCUCUGCCUCUGGCUUUUAGCCUUAGCAGUUCUUUGUGCAGUUACUUUCACUUAUAUGCUUAAGUGCAUUUUCUACUUUGAAGCUGUUAAAAGAGAAUACUUCCACCCUGUUAGAAUCAACUUCUUCUUCGCCCCAUGGGUUGUCUGUAUGUUUCUUGCCAUAGGUUCGCCUCCUCUUAUACUACCCGGGAAGACUAGUCCAGCCGUUUGGUGUGCUUUCAUGUCUCCGUAUUUCUUGCUUGAGCUUAAAAUCUACGGACAGUGGCUCUCGGGAGGGAAGAGACGUCUGUCAAGAGUGGCGAAUCCAUCUUCACAUCUUUCUGUUGUUGGAAACUUUGUCGGGGCGAUUUUGGCAGCCAAGGUUGGAUGGAAUGAACCUGCAAAGUUCUUCUGGGCAAUUGGGUUUGCGCAUUAUUUGGUUCUGUUUGUGACACUGUACCAGAGGCUGCCAACUAGUGAGGCAUUGCCGAAAGAACUUCACCCCGUGUAUUCCAUGUUCAUUGCUGCUCCUGCAGCUGCAAGUAUAGCUUGGGCCAAAAUUUACGGUGAAUUUGAUGAUGUAUCAAGAACUUGCUACUUCAUCGCCUUGUUCCUCUACAUGUUACUGGUUGUUCGUAUCACCUUCUUCACCGGCUUCAGAUUCUCAGUAGCAUGGUGGUCCUACACUUUCCCCAUGACAACCGCGUCAUUGGCAACCAUCAAAUAUGCAGAAGAAGUACCAUCUGUUAUCACAAAGGGACUGGCGCUGUCGCUCUCCUUCAUGUCAACAACAAUGGUGUGUGUCUUGUUCUUUUCAACCCUUCUGCAUGCAUUUUUAUGGCACACAUUGUUCCCCAAUGACCUUGCCAUUGCGAUAACAAAGAAAGGCAAUAAGGAGAAGAAACCCCAAAAGAAAUCUUAUGAUAUUAGGCGAUGGGCGAAACAAUCUGCUCUUCCGUUUGUUUCUGCUCUUAGAAAGAACAAUUCAGGCAACAAGGAUUCUGAUGGCGAAAAAGAAGGAUACGGAACCACUUGAUAGUAAUCUUGAAGAUGGUAACAGAAAUGAAGGCUACAACAUAAGAAGCCGAGACAUGUCUAGAUUGAAGAUUUCUCAUUAUACGAGCAUAUGUAGCUUAUACAUAUAAUAGGAAAUGAUAUACUAAGAGCAA
Molecule: messenger RNA, 1977 nt
Organism: Daucus carota subsp. sativus
Lineage: Eukaryota; Viridiplantae; Streptophyta; Magnoliopsida; Apiales; Apiaceae
Product: guard cell S-type anion channel SLAC1
Exons: 3
Coding region: 138-1844 (568 amino acids)
Biological process (GO): transmembrane transport; intracellular monoatomic ion homeostasis; stomatal closure
Cellular component (GO): membrane
Molecular function (GO): voltage-gated monoatomic anion channel activity
Source: RefSeq, a predicted model, not a curated record